UCGAUAUACUGCAAAUUCGUGGCACUUGACGCAGAGCCAGCUGCUUACCGAUGGUUAUUCAAAAAAUUGUUGCCUGAUCAACUUUAUACUUUAAGAUCACGAGAUGUUGGUCUUCUGUGAUAUUUUCGACUUCAAAAUACUUUUAUUUGCCUGUUUAAUGGCGUUUUUGCCAAACAAUUUAGCGGACGGUGCAAAUGAAGGCGCAGUAUCGCUUACUCAACAAAAUAUUGAUAUGACACUCGCAUCAAAUGAAUUGGUGUUUAUAAAUUUUUACGCGCAAUGGUGCCGUUUUAGUAACUUAUUAGCCCCUAUUUUUGAUGAAGCUGCAACUAAAGUGAGGAAAGCAUUUCCUGAACCAGGAAGAGUGGUGAUGGGAAAAGUUGAUUGCGACAAGGAAUCCUCUAUUGCUUCAAGGUUUCACAUUACUAAAUAUCCAACAUUAAAAGUUAUAAGAAAUGGUCAACCAACUAAAAGGGAAUACAGGGGUCAACGGUCUGUGGAAGCCUUUGAAGAAUUUAUAAAGAAACAAUUGGAAGAUCCAAUUAAGGAAUUCUAUGAUUUGAAGGAAUUAACUAACUUAGACGAUAAGAAACGAAUGAUUAUUGGGUACUUUGAUAGGAAGAAUGUUCCAGAAUAUGAAAUGUUCAGGAGGGUUGCCACAAAUCUCAAAGAUGACUGUCAAUUCCAUGUUGGUUUUGGCACUUGCUCGGCUCAAAACUGUGAAAUUGGAGAGCAUUUCCACUUGCUGAAUUCAAGCAGAGCUAUGCAUCCUCCAGAAGAACCUAUUAUUGUCUUCCGUUCGGAUAAAGCACUUUCUAACGAUGAGGAUGAGACAUACCAUGGAAGUUUAAAUAAUUUUGAUGAACUGAAUGUUUGGGCACAAGAGAAAUGUGUCCCACUUGUCAGAGAAAUCACAUUCGAAAAUGCAGAGGAAUUAACAGAAGAAGGUUUACCUUUUCUCAUAUUGUUUCAUGCACCUGAUGAUGUUGAGAGUGUUAAAAUGUACAAAGAUGUAGUCACGAAGACAUUAAUUGAUGAGAAACAAAAUGUAAAUUUCUUGACUGCGGAUGGUUUGAAAUUUGCUCAUCCUCUUCAUCAUCUGGGGAAAACUCCGAGAGACCUACCCUUAAUUGCGAUAGAUAGCUUUAGACAUAUGUACCUGUUUCCAAACUUCCAUGACAUUCACAUAGAGGGGAAACUAAAGGCUUUCCUACGAGAUUUGUAUUCAGGAAAAUUACAUCGAGAGUUUCAUUAUGGGCCAGAUAAUAACGAAGAACCUUCAAUUGUUGGACAAAUUAAAGUGCCUACAACCCCACCAGAAUCCACAUUCAAAAAACUAGCACCCAGUAAAAACAGGUACACGUUACUCAGGGACGAAUUGUAAUAAUAUUUUUAAAAUACAUCAAGACAUUGAAAUUUUUAUAAUUUUGGUAAUUCGUUUUUGUUAGUUACGUUACAGUGAUAAAAUCCAAAACAAUUGUAUUAUUAAAUUAAACUUUGAAUCGAACGUCACUCGCGUCUAGUAUCCCCUCUAUCGUUUACACAGUAUUUCGCUACAAUUAAACGUUUAUUUAGUGUAUUUUAAAAGGGGAUACAACCUUCGUGGUCAAUUUCAUGUUAAUAAGUCAAGGGAAAGUAUAUAUAAUUGCCUGUACCAAAUGUUAUAUACAUAUUAUCGAAACUCUAACUUGUAAAGUAUUGAUAAUUCAAGACACGUAGAUUCGAAAUCAUCGUAGAUUUUUACAUAACGCGUGCUUUUUAUAUUAACUUUCCUUACUUACUGAAGGUGAAGAUCGUUAACAAUUCUUAACACGGGAUUAUUAACGUCUAAGAUCGCUCUAUCUCGCAGUGUCAAUAUUCGUAAUAGAUUGUAACUUGUAACACGCGAUUUCUAACACGUUUGUAGAAUACUCUUAAGAUAAAGUGAACACAAAAGAAAGGAAACUCUGUCAAUCCAUAGGUGAAACAUUGUAAUAUAACGUUUUGUGUAAUCCAAGAAAUUUAAGCUUACGUUACCAAACAUGCCGCUGGCUGCAAUAACGGCGUUUGGUCUUGCAUCGUUGUAUUCUUCUCGAUUUAACGAGAUUUUCGGUAACUACGAGUUGUUCUCAAGGCAAGUCAUCUUUUGAUACUUAUAGUUAAUUAUCUUGAAAGUUUUUCAACAAAAUCGUUUCUUGAUUGCUUACGAGGACACCGACGGGUAACAAAUGAGCGCGCGAGCGAAUGAGCCGUUGGUUCGAUCGCGUUCGUUUUUUCGAUAAUCUGUGCGUGGGAGUGAGUGCGAACUUUGAAUCGAUUGUUUUGUUUAGGGUAAUCGCUUCUUGGGCAAAGUAUUUUAGGAAUCCACGCAUCGACGAAUUUCAAACGUUCGAAAUACUUGAAUAAGAAUAAGAUUAGCAGUAAUUGUAUUCAUUUCGUACGAUAUAGCACUAAGAUACUCCUAAGAAGCUAAUUAAAUAGAAUUUGUAUGGAUGAAGGUAUUAAUUUUUCUGUUAAUAAAGAAUUUCUAAGUCAGA
Messenger RNA from Hylaeus anthracinus, 2516 nucleotides. RefSeq names its product endoplasmic reticulum resident protein 44 (gene ERp44). The transcript is spliced from 7 exons. The coding region runs from base 104 to 1384 and encodes 426 amino acids. Lineage: Eukaryota; Metazoa; Arthropoda; Insecta; Hymenoptera; Colletidae. The record is from RefSeq and is a predicted model, not a curated record.